AUGCAGAGUAAUAUAUCGUAUGCGAGCACCGCAUAUUCGGCCAGCUCAUCGACGAUAAGCAUCAAAGAUUUGUCUCCCGUGGAGGACUGGUCCUCGCGGCCCGUCAGUGACUGGUCUGUGCAGAAACUGGGGGUUCUACAGGGGAAGAUAGAACAGUACACUUAUAAAAUAUACCACAACAGCAGGUACGGGAAGGUGAACCUGUCGAGAGUGAUACCGGGGCAUGUCCUGAGGAAUUUCGCCAACGAGUGUUUCGGGUUUGACGGGUGGGAAAUGGAGAUACUCGAUAUAGAGGCGACGCAGUGUGUCAAAAUACCUGCUAACACAGCGACAAUUCCAGAUGACGCCGGUGACACUGGUGACGGCGAUGAUAAUUGCCAGUAUAUGGUGGUUGCAGAGGCAUCCGUGAAGAUCACACUGCAAGACGGCACAAACACCCAACGGGGCGGGAUGAGUAAAUCAAUAAUGCAGUCCAAGGGGAACUGCUACCAAAAAGUCAAGAAAGAGGCCGUUACAGAUGCAUUCAAAAAUGCUAUGCUCAGUUUCGGAGACAUCCUGGAGGAAUACAACAGCAAAGUAAAACAAAACUACUACGUCGACGGCUUGUAUGUCAACAAGAUCAAGACAGAGUCUGAUGCAUCGAUAUGA
Messenger RNA from Huiozyma naganishii CBS 8797, 648 nucleotides. It is a transcript of the gene RAD59, whose product is annotated as Rad59p. Gene Ontology annotation, biological process: mitotic recombination; double-strand break repair via single-strand annealing; double-strand break repair via homologous recombination. Gene Ontology annotation, cellular component: nucleus. Bases 1 to 648 code for a protein of 215 amino acids. NCBI's taxonomy places the organism in Eukaryota, Fungi, Ascomycota, Saccharomycetes, Saccharomycetales, Saccharomycetaceae. The transcript has a single exon. The record is from RefSeq and is a predicted model, not a curated record.